AUGGCUGCUCUUAACAAACUUAAACGUAGCAGUGUUCAGCUACGACAUGCCGCAUUAGAAGUUUGUGAAAUGGCAGACUUUGUCAGGAAAGGUAGUGUACAGCUCGUUAAGCGCAGCAGUGUACAAUUUAAACAAGCUGCUAAAGAAGUUAAAGCGGCCGUUCGAGCUCGGCAUAUAGUCGCAGGACUUGUAGCAGUAGGUUUUGCCCUCUGCGGUGCAGUUGAAGUUAGUUCCUCGGUAGCAUUAUUAGCAAACCAAGAAGACAACCAUGCUAUCAUUGAUACAUCGUGGCAUUGUGAUAUGCUGGUUAAUAUCAGUAGUCGAAAUCGUACUGAAGAUUUUGAAGUAAUCCUUCUAGAAUUACCCCAAGAAGAACGUGCUGAGUCAAUCAUGAGAGAAGCAUUUCUAUGGGGUCAAGUAGCCGGUCCAAUCCUUGGUGGCUGUCUUGUUUGGGGAAGAUCUGGACCAUCAAUGGUUUUCUCUCGAGCUGUUCUAGGUGCUUGUUUAGCUUCUAUACUUGUACCCGCAGCGUGGAGAGGUCCUUCACAUGUUGCUUUACGACUUUUUCAAGGACUUUGCACAGGUGCAACAAUGCCAGCUGCUCAUAUGGACUCUCUGUGUUACGGAUUAGUAUUUAUAGCACUUUGUUGGUACUUUACAUUUGGUCACUUUGUAAAAGACACUCCAAAGUCGUAUCAACAUGAUACUACGGGAGCCGUAAUACCUUGGGGUAAAUUAUUGAGAUCUGUUCCGGUUUGGGCAUCCGCGGUCGCUACGAUGGGCAACCAGUGGGGUGAUGCUACCCUAGCACUUGGCAUGACUAAAUAUCUCAAACUUAUUUAUGGAUUUUCGACAGCAAAUAAUUCAGUAUUGACCACAUUGCCUCAUAUCGGUCACUUCAUGGCAGCUCUGACAUGUGGUCUUCUCGUUGACCACGUUCGCGAAUCAGGCAUUGUCUCGACGACAACUGCGAGAAAAUUGGUCGUCUAUACAGCUCAUUUCAUACCUGCUGCAUUGUUGUUCGUCGCCGGAUACGCGGGUUGUCAAGCUCUUGGAGCAGCUUGGUUGGGAAUAGCCGCACUACUAAUCGCUGGGUCAUGGCGCCUCGUAUUUGGCGUAGCAUCGCUGGUUCUUUUAAUUACCGCAGCAGUUUUCUUGGCCUUAGGAAAAGGCGUACCUCAACCGUGGAUUCCUUCAGUCGCACGUCCACGGAGUCACGAUGUAAUUUAUGAACAAGACGCAUUCGAAUUAGACUACGAAGACGUUGCUGUACAAACAGAGCCCUACAACUCUUACUCUCUUGACGAAGAUAUCGAGAGUAACAGUAAAGACAUACCACGAUCGACAUCAAUCCAAUCAAAAUUAUCAAUCGCGACAUCUACUAAAUGA
This is a messenger RNA of Cotesia congregata, 1389 nucleotides long. Lineage: Eukaryota; Metazoa; Arthropoda; Insecta; Hymenoptera; Braconidae. The record is from the annotation of a GenBank genome assembly.